GCCCCCCUGCCUGCGCCCCUCUGGCCGGCGGGCGGGCGCCGUGGCCCCUGAGCCACCCUUGGCGGCGGCGGUGGUGGUGGUGGUUGGCCGCCCGCCCGCCGCGCACCAUGUUCCCCAGCCCGGUGAGCAACAGCAGCAGCAGCAGCACGCCCUUCUCGGUGAAGGACAUCCUGAGCCUGGAGCAGCAGCAGCAGCAGCAGCAGCCGCCCUUGGCCUCGCUGGAGCUGGCGGCCCUGGGCUCGCCCCCCUCCUGCAUGCUGGCCGCCUUCAAGCAGGAGCCCUACCCGCCGCCCGAGGAAGGGGGCCCGCUCCCCCACGGCCCCAGGACCGGAGCCCACCCGCCCUGCCCCGCCGCCAAGCACGACCCCCGCCCCGACAAGAAAGAUCUGUGCGCCCUGCAGAGGUCCCUGGAGCAGGAGAAGAGGGAGGCCGAGGAUCCGGAGCGGCCCCGGCAGAGGAAGCGCCGGAAACCCCGCGUGCUGUUCUCGCAGGCUCAAGUCUACGAGCUGGAGCGCCGCUUCAAGCAGCAGAAGUACCUGUCGGCCCCGGAGCGCGACCACCUGGCCAACGUGCUGAAACUCACCUCCACGCAGGUGAAGAUCUGGUUCCAGAACCGCCGCUACAAGUGCAAGCGCCAGAGGCAGGACCAAAGCCUGGAGAUGGUGGGCCUCCCGCCGCCACGCAGGAUCGCCGUGCCGGUGCUGGUCCGCGACGGGAAGCCCUGCCUGGGGGACUCCUCGCCCUACGGCUCGCCCUACAACGUCAGCCUCAACCCCUACGGCUACGGCGGCUACCCGGCGGCCUACAGCACCUACAGCAACGCCGCCGGCGCCGCCUGCCAGGCCACCUACAGCUGCAGCUACCCGGCCGUGCAGGGCGUCCAGCCCGCCGCGCCCGGCGGCAACUUCAUGAACUUCGGCGUGGCGGACUUGAACCCCGGGCCCGGCUCCAUCCCCCAGGGGAACGGCGGCAUGGCCACCUUGCACGGCAUCCGGGCCUGGUAGCCGUUCUUCACAGCCCAGCAGCGGGGAGCAGGGCCCGGGGGCUGAGCCCUGGGGACUGGGGCCGCCAUAGGAUGGACUCCAAACCCCGGACAGCGCCCGGGAGAGAGGAUCCCGAAGAACGGGGAGCCCACCCCCACCCCAUCCCCGCGGGUCCUGCCUGGGUCGACGGGGCCUCAGCUCUCGUCCGCUACUCCGGCGGCCCAAGGGCAGUCCCGAAGAUCCUGUGGCACCUUCUUAAUCGACGGUGUCCCGCCGAAGCCCUCGAUUUCUGGGCCAGGUCGGAGAAGGCGUGUUUUGACUUUGUGCUUGAUGGACAGGAACCCGGCGGGAGCGACCCGACCUGGGCACCCGGCCGGCCGCCAGCCAAGCCGGAUGGCCAGAUUUCUCUCGCCCGCAGGGCCCCAGAGUGGACCGGAGCGGACCAGCAGGAAGCUCUCCCACCCCGACCCCCUUUUAACCGCCUAGUUCCCAGUCUGUUCAGGUGCUGAAGGAGGACCUCCCCAUCCCGCCCUGAGUGCGGAUCCUGUUCAGGUCAAGCUGGGGACUAUAGCUCAGGUGUGGGGUCUUGCGGGGUUGUUUCGUCGUGUGUGCGUGUGCGUGCGUGUGCGUGUGUUUCUCCAUCGGACUCGGCCCGCCUCUCUUGCUGCAGGACCUGGCCAGGGAAAUAGGGGGGGGGGGGGUAGUUGAGGCAGAGACUGAACCGCGCCGGAGCCGAGAGGUCCCACCAGCAUGAAGGAAACCAGCUUCCUGUCGAGUUGUGCACUAAACCCGUGAUGGAUGGCCUGCUGGGCGCGGUGUGCUUCGGCGGCAGCCGUGCGCCGUUUCCCUUUUUGCUGUACCGGGAUGACGGGGCGGGCGGGCCGAGGGGCAUUAAAGCGAGAGUGCCUUGA
Messenger RNA from Sphaerodactylus townsendi, 1894 nucleotides. It is a transcript of the gene NKX2-5, whose product is annotated as NK2 homeobox 5. The coding region runs from base 108 to 1004 and encodes 298 amino acids. Gene Ontology annotation, biological process: cell differentiation; regulation of transcription by RNA polymerase II. The record is from RefSeq and is a predicted model, not a curated record. Gene Ontology annotation, molecular function: RNA polymerase II cis-regulatory region sequence-specific DNA binding; DNA-binding transcription factor activity, RNA polymerase II-specific. The transcript is spliced from 2 exons. Gene Ontology annotation, cellular component: nucleus. NCBI's taxonomy places the organism in Eukaryota, Metazoa, Chordata, Lepidosauria, Squamata, Sphaerodactylidae.